Molecule: messenger RNA, 972 nt
Organism: Raphanus sativus (radish)
Lineage: Eukaryota; Viridiplantae; Streptophyta; Magnoliopsida; Brassicales; Brassicaceae
Product: probable histone-arginine methyltransferase 1.3
Exons: 10
Coding region: 1-972 (323 amino acids)
Biological process (GO): peptidyl-arginine methylation
Molecular function (GO): protein-arginine N-methyltransferase activity
Source: RefSeq, a predicted model, not a curated record
AUGGAGGCCAAAAAUCUCGAGCAGCUAGAGUUCUCUCUAGAUUCCGUCAUUGAUCUAUCCUCCACUUCCCCUUCGUCGUCCUCCCCUGUGGAGCUCCGGUUUCAGCAAUCGGACUCGACCCAUUGUUUCACUUUUGAUCUCGCUUCAGCUCAGUUAUUCAAGUUCGGGACAGUCCAGUUCAUAUGUAAUAACUCAGAGGAGAAAGCAUUCUCCCAAGGAGUUAAUAUAAAGUUUGAAAGUGAGAAGGAUAAUAGCAAGGAGUCUUGUGAGGAGUGGAGAAAAGAUGCUCCUGUUCAUCAGGGUGGAUCAUCAUCCACAGUUUCAGCUAGUAAAAGCAUGUUCGACGAGGCGUCCUCGGCCAAAAUGGAUUUCCAUUACAAUGGGCAGCAAAAAUAUAUGCUACAAGGUUAUGUCAGGACAGGUAAAAAAAUUAUGGCAUUUAUAUGUAACCGUUCUAAUUUUGCUGGUCGUGUCGUGGUGGUCGAUGUGGGUGCUGGGAGUGGCAUUUUGUCAAUGUUUGCUGCCCAGGCUGGUGCCAAGCAUGCUGUAGAAGCAUCCGAAAUGGCUGAAUACGCACGUAAGCUGAUUGCUGGAAAUCCAUUGUUCGCUGAUCGGAUCACAGUGAUAAUACGCCCUCCAAGGUCUAUCAGCACCCUAUUGGUCAACGAGAGAAUGUUGGAAUCAUAUGUUAUUGCUAGAGAUCGUUUUAUGUCUCCAAAUGCCAAAAUGUUUCCCACUGUUGGAAGGAUUCACAUGGCAGAUGAACUUUUGUUUAUCGAAAAGGCAAAUAAGGCUUUGUUUCGGCAACAAGAUAACUAUUGUGGCGUUGAUUUGACACCUCUCUUUGGGUCAGCACACCAAGGUUAUUUUUCUCAGUCUGUGGUUGAUGCAUUUGAUCCGAGGUUAUUGGUAGCUCCCUCUAUGUUUCGUAAAAGGAGCGGAUCAGGUAGUCCACAACCUGAUUUCGGAUGA